Messenger RNA from Gadus morhua (Atlantic cod), 1610 nucleotides. RefSeq names its product transmembrane protein 230. The record is from RefSeq and is a predicted model, not a curated record. NCBI's taxonomy places the organism in Eukaryota, Metazoa, Chordata, Actinopteri, Gadiformes, Gadidae. Gene Ontology annotation, cellular component: synaptic vesicle; endomembrane system. The coding region runs from base 195 to 557 and encodes 120 amino acids. Gene Ontology annotation, biological process: synaptic vesicle transport. The transcript is spliced from 4 exons.
GCAUGCGCCGUGUACAGGCGACAAGGAAGUUGUGCAGCAGCGACUUCGCAGACUGCAACAAACACUCAUGAACACUAUAAUGACAACACUGGAACAUGUGAACAGCACUUCACUCCGAGAAACUAACACCAAAGACCCCAGAGGGUCAUCACGUUUCCUUAUAUUGUUGGUAUUGUAAAAGCUGUGUGUCCACCAUGAUGCCUAGCAGAGCAGUACUUGGAGGGGGCUCGUCCAACAACAAGGUCAAGUAUUCCAGGUUGGCUGCAGAUGAAGACGGCUACAUAGACUUACAGUUCAAGAGGAGCCCUCCUAAAGUUCCCUACAAGGCGAUCGCACUUGCAACCUUUCUCUUCGUAGUAGGGGCCUUGUUGAUCAUCAUCGGGUCCCUUCUGCUUGCAAAAUACAUAAAGGUUGAGCAUCCGGACCGUACCAUUCCCGUCCUCAUCAUAGGGGUGCUGGUGUUCCUGCCCGGGUUCUACCACCUGAGGAUCGCCUACUACGCGUCCAAGGGCUACCGUGGUUACUCCUACGACGACAUCCCUGACUUUGGGGAUUGAGAGCAGUGUUAGCGUCGUGUAGAUGUCCUGAUGCCAUGCUAAUGCUAAUGCUAAUCCUCUGGCCAAACCUAUGCACCGCGCGGCUUGGCGCCUCUUUGACUUGAUCAUUUCACAUACGGCUGUUUCGGACUACUCUGUUUCAAGGCAGCCUUUUGCUAUAGGAAACCCUGGUUGGUGUGUCGUACCGCCUUACCGUGCGGUGCGUUGGAGUUUCUCUGGUAGACUGCUAGUUAUUUUGUGACGUGUGUGCAGUUUACAGAUGUUGCAGAUUAUGUAGCAAGGCUUGAACUGACCUCCACCCUCAGGCCGUCAAAACCAAUGCUGUAUUCCAGACUCACGGGAGUCUCGCUGUUGUUAUUUAAAUAUUUGAUGUAAAUGGUAGCUUCAGUUAUGCACUAUAUAUAUAUAUAAAUAUAUAUUAUAUUAUAUGAUGGCCAAAUGAUACUACUGCAUAGACGCAUAGGGUGUAGGUACCUAGUCCACAGAGGCCUUUGCUUUAUAUUGCGUACACCUCUCCAAAGGUUUAACAAUAACAACGGCAACUGACAGCCUGCCCGUGUCUUUAAUGCUAUGACAGACAAGUUGACCAAGUUUGCAUAUCUUUUAAUUUGUACUACACAUCAUCUUCACAUCUUGGAGAUCCCAGACUUCACUUAGUUUGCAACGCUUGGUAGAGACCCGACGUGCCUACAGCAGUUUACCAUCAGCUGCUCUCUGACCCAAAAGGGCAAUAUUGGCUUUAGUGUGCAUUGCAUGGUACCAUGCACUGCUACGAUGUGCUUGAUGCUACUUAGGCCACGGAUAUCCCAUCCUCAGGGAUUUAGAUCCGCAACAUCUUAUGUAUUUGAAGUGUUUAUUAGGCAUACAAUAGUGUUGGUAUACAAUAGAGGUUGAGUAUGCUUGUAGAAAAAGCUUGAAGAAAUACUUUGAUGCAAUGAUUGUAUUUGAAUUGUUAUACAAGAUUUGACUGACUGAGUAAUAUAUUCCUCAGAAUAUUUGUACUUUUCGAAGAACACCAAUUUCUUUUGAAUUAAAUAGAUAUUUGAAAGUUCA